This is a messenger RNA of Lathyrus oleraceus (garden pea), 1335 nucleotides long. RefSeq lists its product as uncharacterized. The coding region runs from base 1 to 1335 and encodes 444 amino acids. The record is from RefSeq and is a predicted model, not a curated record. NCBI's taxonomy places the organism in Eukaryota, Viridiplantae, Streptophyta, Magnoliopsida, Fabales, Fabaceae. The transcript is spliced from 5 exons.
AUGGAACUUAAUGGAGAUGAACCUGUCAAGAAAUCAAAGUCUCUUGCUUUGAAAUAUGUUGCUCAACCUUCCACAUCUUCUAAAAUUUGGGAAUUUGAAGAAGCAGCUCAUGCAGCAACUUCUGAAGAAUUUAUUGAUGAUGAAGAAAUGGCCUUCAUAAUCAAAAUAUUCUUAUAUAUGGCUAAGAAGAACAAAAUAUUCUUUGGCAUAAGUAGUGGCUUCAUAGGAUCAAGAUCCAGAGAAAAUAAAGAUGAUAAUAAUGGAUGCUUCAACUGCAAGAAGUUUGGUCACUUCAUUAGUGACUAUCUAGAGGUGCAAAAGGAAAAGUCAAAGAAAGGAAGCUAUCAGAAGGACAGCUUCAAAAGCAAGUUAUGGGUUAGGGUUGAGGUCUAUGAUAAAGUUGCUGCAUCUUUUGAAGAAAGAGGGAAGAUUACCGAACAUGAAGCGAAUAGAGGGAAGUCAAGAGCUGAGAUGAGUCUGAAAGAUUUUAAAGAAAUUGAAAUCAGAUCAGUUGUAAGGGGUUUUGAUAUUGCCAUCACUCAAAGUUAUAUUGUCACGAUGAUAUGUGUAGCUAAUGAAGGAAUAUGUAUCCUGAACACUAAAGAUGGCAGUAAACAUUCCAAUCUUAUCAAGUUAGACUUAUUUGAUAAGUCUGAUGACUUUGGAAAUGUGAAGAACAUGAAGAUUCCCUACAAACUUAUAUUCAAGAUUCUCAUUAGCAGACUGAUUGAUGCUCUAAAGAAAUUUUAUGCCACUCAGGAUCUUAAAGAAACAUAUGGUAACAUUAUAUUUGCUUUUGUUUUUGGAAAUAUGAAUAUCAUAAAGAAGAAAGGUGUGGCUGAAAAAAUAAAAAAAAUUGGUGUCCUUCUGACUUUGGAUGACAUUUUAGAUGCUCCUAAAAAUGCAUACAAGCCUUUAAGGAAUAGGAAGCAUGCUGCUUCUCAAACUCAGGAGGUUCAAAAUCCACCAAAGAAAAAGGCUUCUUCAUCCAUCCAAAAGGAGGUAAAGGAAGUGGCCUCUUCUGCUAUCUCGAUGCCUACUAAGACCAGAAGUGGGGCCAUUGGGAACACUCUCAAGAAUAAAAUAUUUACUUUUGUCAAACCAGCACCUUCAAAGAAGACAAAGGAAAUAAAGAAGUUGUCCCAGCACCAGAUGAAAGAAUCUGUUGUAGAAGGAGAAAAGCUGGUAACAUCUACUAUGAGGGAUAAAGCUUUGGAAAAUCCUUCUAAAGCUGAAGUUUUGAUGGAGCAAGCUCUACAAGUAAAGGCCACUACAAAAGCUAGUUUGAAGGAUGUAGAUGGAGUUGAUGGUGCUUCAAAAACUCAAGAUCUUUAA